GCUCCAGGGAUUCAGUGAGCAUGCUCAAUGCUCUCUGCCUGAUAGAAAGAGGAAGCUAGUUUACAUACGACUCAUACCAAGCAUAGCCUGCAUGUCAGUGCAGUUAACUUGCAGCGGGCUGUGAGGAGAACUAGCUUGUCUUUGUCCUAGGACAUUUCCCCAUUUUUUUUUUCCUUUUAAAUUCCCAGAAAAAUUUGCAAAGAGUUUUUUUUUUUUAAACAGUUUUCUUUGUAGCUGGGAGACACAAUAUACUCUAAACUCAGUCUCCGAAAUCCUGGAAAGGUUCCUCCCUCCCUAUCCAACUUUCCUUAAUAUACUUUAUUUUGAUUAGUCAAAGGCUGGGCCUUGAGCUUGUGAAGUUUAGAAAGAGCCAGGAGCUAAUUGGGCAGCGUUUGUCGCGUCCUUCUCCCUGUUUCUGGGCAAAAGCAAACAAGCUGGUCUUUUUUGUUAGCCCGAUAAAUGCUAUUUAUGAAGAUGGACCUGUUGAACUACCAAUACUUGGACAAAAUGAACAACAAUAUUGGCAUGCUGUGCUAUGAAGGUGAAGCAGCUCUAAGAGGUGAGCCCAGAAUGCAGUCUCUUCCAGUAUCCUCUGCUCUAACCAACCACCGAACAGGCCCUCCUCCCAUCAGCCCCAAAAGAAAGUUCAGCAUGGACCAAGGGGAUGAUGAGCUAGACUGUGAAAAUGAACAUGUCUCUAAAAUGAGUCGAAUGUUCAACCCGCACCUAAACAAGACUGCCAAUGGGGAUUAUCGAAAGGAGCACAGAGACAGGAGUCGCAGUCCAAUAGAACGGGCUGCUGCCCCAACAAUGAGCCUUCAUGCCAAUCACAUGUAUGCCUCAAUCCCAAGCUUGACCAUGGAUCAACCUCUAGCACUGACCAAAACCAGCAUGGAUGCAACACGAACAGUCAGCAGCAUCACGCCUGCGCUGACGUCUGUGGAACGGCAGCAGAACCGUCCAUCUGUAAUCACAUGUGCCUCUGCAAACACCCGUAACUGUAACCUCUCCCAUUGCCCCAUCGCCCACAGUAGCUGUGGUUCAGCCAUGCAAGCCAGUUACAGAAGACCAUCUAGCACUACCACUGCCUGUGAUCCAGUGGUGGAAGAGCACUUCCGCAGAAGCCUUGGCAAGAAUUACAAGGAGCCUGAGCCAGUGGCAAACUCUGUGUCCAUCACAGGAUCAGUUGAUGACCACUUUGCCAAAGCACUUGGGGAUACAUGGCUUCAAAUUAAAGCGGCAAAGGAUGGAGUGUCCAGCAGUCCUGAGUCUGCCUCAAGGCGGGGCCAGUCUUCCCCUUCCUCCCACAUGGUCAAUCAUAAUCAUUCGCCCUCUGUAGUCUCAUGAAGAGAGCGGAUCAUCACACUUCCGAAUUUGCAUGGUUUGACUGAGCUUUGAAUAGUGUUGGGGUGAGGGGAGAUUAGUUUUCAACACGUUUUUGUGUACUUGUUUGGUGUUUGUACAAGGGUGCCCUUAAAGAUGAUAGCAGGAACUAUUUGAUAAAGAUCUAUAUGAUGUAGCAUCCUUUUU
Mauremys reevesii (Reeves's turtle) is the source of this 1530-nucleotide messenger RNA. RefSeq names its product vestigial like family member 4 (gene VGLL4). Gene Ontology annotation, biological process: negative regulation of DNA-templated transcription. The record is from RefSeq and is a predicted model, not a curated record. Gene Ontology annotation, molecular function: transcription coactivator binding. The transcript has 5 exons. NCBI's taxonomy places the organism in Eukaryota, Metazoa, Chordata, Testudines, Geoemydidae. The coding region runs from base 460 to 1347 and encodes 295 amino acids.